Molecule: messenger RNA, 3817 nt
Organism: Spirodela intermedia
Lineage: Eukaryota; Viridiplantae; Streptophyta; Magnoliopsida; Alismatales; Araceae
Source: the annotation of a GenBank genome assembly
AUGGAAGUUCCCGUGGGCUUCCUCGCUAAGCUCUGGAGCUUCGUAUCGUUCCUCCCUUUCUUCCUCCUCCUCCUCACCCUAGGUGUCGCCAAAGGUAAUCCGCUGUGUAAGAUCUUGAGGAACAUUUUGAUUAUUGUAGAAAUAUGGUAAUGCUUGGGAUUUGUCGCGUUUCUAGUAAUCUUGAAACAUGGACUUCGAGAAACUAUCCAUCCGCAGAUGAUCUUCAACUAGAAGUCGGAAAAUGUGGCGGUCCCUAAGCACAGCUCAUUGAACAAUCACAAGAUUUUCUUCACAUAAACCCUCUUUCCCUUUGCAGCAGCAAUUGUUGGACCCAUUGCAGCAGCGAUUGUCGUCGUUGGGAAUUCUUCCGUUAUCAUUGGUCUCUGGCCCGCACAUUUCAUCUGGACCUACUUCUGCAUCGGAAAGUAUGUCUCUGGCUCCUUUCUGAUAGCAGUUCUUGAAAACCAUGUAUCCCCUUGUUGUAUGAGCGAGCGCCUCAUGUGCGCUUCUUCUGAUGAUUAUUGUGACAGCUCUGCUGCUCCUCUUCCUCUGUCAGGGCCAAGAGACUUGGACCAGUCUUGAAGCUGGUCACCCUGCUUCUUUUGCCAAUCCCAGUUGUACUGUUGCCAGUUCUUGCCAUAUUAGGGAGCCUAACGUUCGGACUAGGCUAUGGAUACUGUGCCCCUUUGAUUGCAACUUUUGAGGCUGUCGGCGAGGAGGUUGCUGACAAGCUUUACCACUGUUUCGCUGUAAGCUUCAUCCCUCACAGCGCGCUUCCUUGAAUCUCUUCCAAGUGGUCGUAUCUUCCCUUGUGAUCAUAGGCAAAGGAGAUUUUUAAGUGAGCGAGAGUGAUACUGCUGCUUGUUGUUCAGGUGACGUGAAUGAUGAUAAUUUCAUGUGAACAACAGGAUGGGUGCCAAAGCACAGUCAAGGGAGCCUGCACAGUGGUCAGGGAUUGCACAGAUUUUUGCUUCCACUCUUAUUUCUCUUACAUGGAUGACCUCAGAGAGAGGGCGCUUGGGGGUGACAAGCCCAUUGAUAUUGAGUAAGGAUCUUUCUCGUGUUACUUUUAUAUUUUUCUGAUUUGAUUUUGCCAUUCUAUCUAGAAAAGGGAUAUCUGUUCUCCCCUCUGUCUUAGUAUUCUUCGACUGCCAUUGAAACAUUUCUGAGACCAGUUUUUCCCUUUUAUAGCACUGGUUUUUGCUUUGAAUGUGCCCUUUUUUGUGCUCAGAUGACGAUCUUUUUCCCUCCCUGUCUUUUAACGACUGAGUGCGAAGAAGGAAAUUGACCUGAUUUUCAUGUUAGGAUGCAAUUUCCUGUAUGAAUGGGUGGGGAAUUACAAUGGGCCCACAGUGUAGAUCGUCAUGAAGAACACAUUGAUUCGUUCAGACCAUUUUAUUUUAUUUUCUUUUAGGAAUCUGUGAAGGUUUAUUCAGUUUUUCUUAUGUUCUUAUUGUGUGUAAAUCUCUUUCUCUCUCUUCCGAUUGAUAUCUGGCUUGUUUUCUUGCUUGGAAUAGCAAUAACACAAUUUAGGAAUCUGUGAAGGUUUAUUCCGAUUGAUAUGUGCCCUGAUUCAAUUCUCUGUGACUUGUUUUCUUGUUUGUAUAUCCAUCAGGUUUUUUGGGUUUUUUGGGUUUUUUGGGUUUUUUUUUUUGGGGCAUUUCUAACCAUCUACAAGACAGUUCUUGUUGAAGCUGUGGAAAUUAUUUGAUUUAUAUUGAUUUCAAGGAACAUUUACUAAAUGCAGCUGGCAAUGACCCACUUGCUCAUAUUUGUCCCAUAUUACGUGAUCUUCAAGAUCUCCCAAAAUUGCCAUUGUCGGACAGCAUAAGAUCAAGAACUGUAAUUUAUUUUAAAGAACAGAGAAAGAAAAAAAAAAAAAGAAGACAGUUACCCGUUUCUUGUGUUCUCCUCCAUAAUCCGCAUCAUCUGUGCACAUCAAUUCUGCCCGAGUCGCUUAAUAUUAUAUUAAUCAUGAAACUUGGCCAUAUUAUUAUUUUUCACAUCUAAUGGACUCUUUUGCUGCUUUCAUCUCGAAGUCUCCUGAGGCUUCCGGGAUGCAUGCUGGUCUGUGCACUCUCCAUCGUCAUAGAUGUGCCCAUGAUAGCGGCCUUAGCCCUGCUGAAGAGCCCGUACAUGCUGCUGAAAGGAUGGCAGAGGCUGAUUCAGGACCUGAUCGGCAGGGAAGGGCCUUUCUUGGAGACAGUGUGCGUCCCUUUUGCCGGUCUGGCCAUCAUCCUAUGGCCAAUAGCGGUGAUCGGAGCAGUGAUAUGCGCCUUCUUCUGCAGCUUCUUUCUGGCCACUUACAGUGCCGUUGUAGCCUACCAGGUUAGUAGUCCCGUGCAUUCAUUAAUGAAGAGUGAUGGUAGCUGACUUCUGCAAUGUGAUUACCAAAAAUAGGAGGAUUCGGUUCAGAUGGGUCUUGCUUACAUCGUAUCAGUCAUUUCAAUGUUUGAUGAGUACUCGAACGAUCUGCUCUACCUGAGAGAGGGCUCCUAUCUCCCAAGGUAUCACCUGGAUUUAGCCCACUUAAGCUUCAUGAAAAGUAUAAAGAAGGAUGCUCCUGUUCUUGAGUGAGACUCGGAUAUGAUUCCUACUGUUGAUGGUUUGGCAGCCAGGCCUGUAUACCGGAAGGAGAAAGAUAACCAGAAAGCUGAUCAAGAUAGGAGCAUGAAAUCUGGAUCAAAGCGCGGGAAGCUGGUCUCUGAACAAUCUUUAACACUCAGGAGGGCUUUCCAACAGCUAAAACCGAUUCAGGUGAGGAUUGCAUGGGCUGGUGAUUUGUUGCGUUCUUUUUUCGAUCUCCCAUUGUUGCUAUUAAGGGUAAUUUACCCCCCCCCCCCCCUUCCCCACACACGCACACCCAGAUAUGGGAUUGGCUCUUCAGGUCCUGUGAACAGAAUGGAAGGAUGCUGGUUCGAGAUGGUCUGAUCGAUGCAUCAGAUAUUGCAGAUUGCAUUCUCAAGGGAAGAUGCGAGAAACUGACCAUAAAGCUGCCUGCUUGGUGUAUUCUCCAGUGUCUGCUCCGAUCAGCAGAGUUGGAUUCCUAUGGAUUGUUGAUCAGUAUGGUUUAAAUUCUUCUUGCUGCCUCUUUCAACCCCCUGGAAAAAAAUCAUAAACUUUCGGCGUCAGCUCUUCUGUUCUUCUGCAGCCGAUGACCUGGAACUGACAGAUUUCAACUGGCCAAAGGAUAAAGUCCUGGGGUGGUUUCUCGAGCCGCUGCUAAUCAUGAAGGAACAGAUAAAAGGGCUCCAAUUGAGCGAGGACGAAGCAGCCUGCCUCAGAAAGUUGAUCAUGGUUUACAACAGCGGGAAGCCAGAUGAUUGGAAUGGAAGUGGUUUCCCAUCUGAUGAUAAUGUCCGCAGAGCCCAGAUACAGGCUAUUUUAAGAAGGCAAGUUCAUCGGUCGUUGCACAAUUUCUGAUCCAUUUCAGAAUUUUACAAGGAAUCAUUGGUUUUAGAUUCAACUAGAAAACUGGAAAUCAUCUUACCAGAUAUAUGUCCAAACCGGAGGCCUGCAGUCAUCGCCCUUUUUCUUGCAUGCUGGCCGGAUCUUUGGUAGAUUAUAUCUGUCGAUCAAAUUUGGCCAUUGGAUUGAUCCUUUCCUCUUUCACAGGUUGCAGGGGAUCGUUUCAUCUCUGUCCCGACUCCCAACUUUCAGGAGGCGCUUCCUGAAUCUGACCAAAAUUCUGUAUUUGGAAACCCUGGAAGCUGGAGCACUGAGCCGGGAAGGAGGGAGCCCGGCGUCCUCGUCAGUAAAGAGCAGUGAAGGUGUGCCGAGAGUUUCAGAUAUACAGGCUGCCGACAACAUAGUGUAG